AUGGUGACCCUCCGUUAUUCAAUCCUUGCCGCUCUGGCUCUUCGCGUCGUCUCUGUAUUCGCUGCUGCUGAUGCAGGUGCAGAGUCGCCACUUUCCGAUAAUGCCGGCAGUCCUCCCGAGGUCGAGUUGAAGGCCGAGGUUGUCGCUACCUUCCCCGAAGCCGAUGACAUCUUCGGAGUGAAGCUUGUUAAUGGCCGCCCGACCAAAGCUGUGAUCGAUGUAACCAACAACGAAGAUGAGCCCAUCUUGAUUGCUUUCCUUGGCGGUCAGCUCCUUAGCCCAAAGGCCCUGACUCCCGAAGACAACCCUACAGCCUCCGUUGUUCGUAACUUAACUACCGUCCGUUAUGAAACCACUAUCCCCGCCGGCGAGAAGCAGUCGCUUCCUUACUCCUUCGUACUUGAUAUGUUGCCUCAGGAUGUGCGCCUACAGCUUGUUGCUGUCGUUAGCAACUCUGCCAACCAGAUCUUCCAGGUUGGUGUUUACGACCAGACCGUCAGCAUCGUCGAGGCGCCUACCAGCAUUUUCGAUCCUCAGAUUAUCUUCCUAUACGUCGUCCUUACCGCUGCCUUCGCCGGCACUAGCUACUUCGUGUACAAGACCUACAUCGAGGCGCUCUUCCCCCAGGCCAAGCGCACUCCCAGCACCAAGCCCAGCAAGAAGGGCCGCACUCCUGCCCCCGUUGUCGAGAAGGAGCCCCUAUCUGGAGGUGAAGGCUCUGCGACCGGUACCGACAAGGGUUACGACGAGAGCUGGAUCCCUUCGGACCACCUGAACCGCCCUGCCGCGCGCCGUGUCAAGAGCGGUGCCAGCAGCAAGUCCAAGGCCAAGGUCUCUGAGUAG
Molecule: messenger RNA, 843 nt
Organism: Daldinia childiae
Lineage: Eukaryota; Fungi; Ascomycota; Sordariomycetes; Xylariales; Hypoxylaceae
Product: Increased recombination centers protein 22-2
Exons: 3
Coding region: 1-843 (280 amino acids)
Cellular component (GO): endoplasmic reticulum; endoplasmic reticulum membrane
Source: RefSeq, a predicted model, not a curated record